This is a messenger RNA of Aegilops tauschii subsp. strangulata, 2254 nucleotides long. RefSeq lists its product as uncharacterized. The record is from RefSeq and is a predicted model, not a curated record. NCBI's taxonomy places the organism in Eukaryota, Viridiplantae, Streptophyta, Magnoliopsida, Poales, Poaceae.
CGCCGCCCCACGCCGUCCCGUGCCUCCCUGGCCGCCCUGCGCCGCCCCGCACCGUCCUGCCCGUCCAUCUCCUCCCCGCGCCGUCCUGCCCGUCCAUCGCCGCCCCGCGCCGUUCUCUCCGGGUGGCUGCUUCAACUUGUAUCGGGGCAUCGUGCGUCUGAGGUUGCACAAAGAACCACUAUUGGUACCAUUGAGCAGAGGAAGAAGAAUAGCAAAAUCAUUGGAGGCUACACCAUGGGAGCCCAUCUUCAAGAGAUUAUCCACCGACGUGCUUAUUGCAUCCACUCAAGAUUCUUGCUACCAACGACUCAACUUCCAGCAGCGGCGCAGUAAUCCCCUUCCGUGCUUGUCACGACAUCCUCCACUAGUUGGAGGAAAAAUGGCAAGCGCAAACGGAAAAGCUAAAGAUGGUGCAGUCAUGGAGGAACAACUAAAAGCGGUAGAGUAUGAACUACUGAGAAGUAAGAGGAUUGAAGAAAAUGAUAAACGUCUAGCAGCGGUACGGGAAACAAGAGCUUCUAUGCAGGAAGAUAUGGAAGCAAACAAAGCCGCCAAAAAGAAAAGAAAGGCACCCUCCAGCGCACCUGUAAGCGCGAAUGAAGGACGUGUUUUGAGGUCUAGGGUAUCAAAAGAUCAAGAUCAUGUUGAUCCUGAGCAUCAGCCUUCCAAAGAUAUUACUCGUGAGCUGGAUGAUGAUGGUAGUCAAAAGAAAGGUGGAAGAAAAAUUACUCGAAAGGCUAACAUAUAUGAAAGGCUGAAUCAACCCAAAAUCCAUAUUCCACUUAAUGGGGAUGGGCAGCCUCUUGGGCCAGAUGCAACUGAAUUUGCCAAUUUCAUUGGUACUUUGGUGAGGAAGCAUAUACCACCUGCAGAGUUAGACUUGCGAGAUGUUGAUGUAGAAAAAAAGUUGUUAGUGUGGGAGACCUUGAAGGCAUUUUAUGAGCUGGACUCAACUGCUUUGAGCUUUGUUAUCAACACUUCACACAUAAAAUGGAAGGAUUGGAAGUCAAAUUUAAAGAGUGCUAUCGCCAAAAAGAAUCGUGCCAAUGCAGCACCUCAUACAUCUGGCAACAAGAGUCAUGCCCGUGUUGCCAAUGAAAUGGCUAUCAAACUUGGGCAUGAUCCUUAGAGAGAUGAAGUUUAUAUCGAAACACAUACAUGCAACAAAGGGGAAAGGAAAGGGAGUUAUGUGCCGUAGGCAGCAAGAACAAUUAAAGAACUCAUAGAGAGUGCUGAAAAGCACCUUGAAUGGAAGGACAAAAGAAUUAAAGAAGGUGAUUUGUUUGCACGUGUAUGUGGACUGAAGGAGCCCAGGGGUCGUGUCCGUGUGUUAGGUCUAGGGCCAACACCUCAAGAUUUGGGCACACCGGGUACACGGGGUAAACUGAGUACAAGAGUUCUAGUUGCAAUGGAAGGGCGCCGAGAAGCUGAAAAUCGCUUUAACAUGCUCCAGGGGCAUGUACAACAAAUGGAGGAACAAAUGAACCGAAUGGAAUUGAUGUUAGCUUCACAAGGAAGGCAUAAUCUGGAAACUCCUAGCUCGCAGCACGGUUCCAAUUCUCGACAAAACUCCAGAGUUGAAGCUGAGGAAGAUAACGAUGCUGAAGAAGAUGUUGACCAGGAUGAUGAAGAGCCAUUUGUUCAUAGAAGAGUUGUUGCAAAGCCCCCUGCAAGAAGCUCAUCAGCCCAUGAAGAUGAAAGCCUUAUUAUUAUGGAUGUGCUUCUAUAUGCAUGGACUGGUCCUGAAACUCCUGUUACCAAGGCAACGAUUAUCUCAGUUGACCCAGACACUAUUGUGGGCGGAGAGCCCCUUGGACCAGCAACUUAUGAGGUUCUUGUCAAUGUUGCUAUCAGAAGGGAUGCCAAUGUGCCUUAUGAAGAUGAUGGUUUACAAAUUAUCGCUGAUGCUGUCACAAGGACCAUUGCAUGGCCAUCUAGCAAGAUGAAACCCUACAAACCAGGGGCAUCUUCCUCAUCCCGCCGCUAAGGUAAUACAUACAAAAGGACCAUGAAGGAACCAUGAAGAUGGCUGUUCGUGUUCCCUAGACAUCUUGUGUAAUGGAGCAAAAACAGUGUCUUUUAGGAUCAUUUUGUGGACCUAUAUGGCGGCGUCUUGUCAUCUGGGUAUUUUGUGUAAUGGAGCAAACAAUCAAUCGAUGGACAUGCAUCUAUCAUUUUGUAAACCUAUCGAGUGAUUCGGUGACUGGAACAUAUAAAUGUUGGAAGGCUUAUGAGAAUGAAUUACUGUUUUAUC